Suillus subalutaceus is the source of this 613-nucleotide messenger RNA. RefSeq lists its product as uncharacterized. The record is from RefSeq and is a predicted model, not a curated record. Bases 1 to 480 code for a protein of 159 amino acids. NCBI's taxonomy places the organism in Eukaryota, Fungi, Basidiomycota, Agaricomycetes, Boletales, Suillaceae. The transcript is spliced from 4 exons.
AUGGACAUUUGGUCUCCUGAAUUCGUUCUAACAAUUGGUCUGGACUUCAAAGGUCAAAACAUGGAGGUCAAAGGAAAGUACAUUUGCAUUGAGAUGGGAGUGCACGUGUGGGAUGUGAUAGGAGGACGUUUUCAAGCAAUCACAAACCACGGGAUCGAUGGCAUCGUGAAGACCGUUCACCUUAUUCCGAUAGACAUCCAGUGUGUUAAAGCAGACGGGCUGGACACACAGACCGUGACGAAGGAGCAAGGGAAAAACGUUAGCAAAUCAAUUGGGCAUCAAAUUUAUAGAGGCUCACUAGCAAAGACGAACGAGGGCGUAGACGAUGCAUUCCUGGUUAUGACAAAGUUAGUGGCUCUUUGUGCAUUGCCAAGGCAAGGACGCAGCCCUCCUGGUGACAAAGUGCACAACUGCGGAGACAAAGAUGUGAGCGCAAAGAUAGAGGUGGUCACUCAUGCAUCCGAGUCAUGGUGGAAAUGAAAAUAGCAGUGUGCGGAAGAACAAUGGCCAGCAUCAGACGGAUUAGUUUCCAAAUAUCGUUGACAGUGGGCAGGCAGGGCUUGUGCAGAUUGGCAAAUAAAGAACCCUUUGUCACCAUAUCACGAGGAAUAAC